AGCGUGCAGGCAAAGCAUCUCAAACGUGCGCGUGGCUCACAUUUCGGUGGUUUUAGCGCUCUGCAUAUGGCUUGCCGUUUCGGGUGAAUCGUAAAGAAGCCGAUAGCAAACAAUUGAUCUACACACACGGGAGAGAGAAUAUACCUACGAAGAAGAAAAGAAAAAAAAAACGAAAAACGUACGCAUUCGCAGCAGCUGAGCCGGGAUAUCCAAUACGAUGACGUGAGUUUCCUUCGGCCAAAUCGCGACCGUAGGUACAUUGAUUGUUUUGCGGGGCUCGCUCGGUCAUACGUGAUUGAAGCAAGUUUUUGGCCGGACAGUAAUAACCGCACCGAAACAGGAAGGAAAGUUUGUUGCGGGGCGGAAUCGUAUACCAGUCGGUUUAAUGGUGGUACCAGUGAAACAGUGAUACGUGGAAUUAUCGUGGUGACAGUUUUGAGACAAAGCAAACAAAAACACACACAAGAGCCUAUGUUCCGAGCUUUCACGUGUUGCGUGGUUCCGAGAAUGCAAUUUCGUCUGAUGGCUGACACCGGUCGGCAGUAGCUAUUACAUUACACGAGCUGUCCGUCCAUGAGCUUAAAUGGGUUUCUUGGUUAAUCGUCGUCGGCGUGUGCUUGAUUUACGGUGGUGGCCGAUAGUGCUGUCCCUGGUGACCCUUUUAGCUGGACUAGCUUCAGGCGAUGGGAUAAAGCUACCGGACCAAACGGACGCCGCACUUGCGAAGCCGGUCGGUGGAGGUUCUUCAGGGCCCACAGUACAACCGGUGGACGGAGAAGGUCGGCGUCAAGGCAAACAUCUGCUGGACUUUGUAGGUUUGGGAACGGGUCCCAAUGUGGAUCCCUAUUUGGGUCGCACCAACGCACAGUGUUUGAACGGGGAACUUGCCGACUGUUUCAAGUCCCAAGCACUCAACACAUUCACGGAAUUUUUCGCCAAGGAAAAUUACCAAUUAACAUCCGAAGCUCGAAUCGUCCGACUACCGGAGACUCAGGUCCGUUCGUUGCAAUACGAAGGUUUCGAGUACUCCGAGGAGCCCCGCCAGUUGGACUCCGAGUGGGACCAGCUGUACAAGUUCGCUCUUCGUCAGCUGGAACGCUUCGUCAAGUCAACCGCACUUGAGUUUGAAAUCCCGGAGGAGCUCACCGAGGGCGGACGUUAUUCGGCCCGCUUCAUCGACGAAAUCUCCGACGAAAUCGAUGUCAUCGAAGACAAGAAAGCCCCUCUCUUUACCCGUCACCGACUGAAGAAAAUUUUCAUCCCACUGCUGAUCAUUCUGAAAAUUUUCAAACUUAAACUACUGUUCUUCCUACCGGUCAUCCUCGGAUUGGCCAGCUUUAAGAAGCUGCUCGGAUUUGCUGCCAUCAUCAUUCCGGGUGUCAUCGGUUAUCUGAAACUGUUCCGGCCGAACCAGAGCUGCUGUAAUAAUGAUCUGUUUGCCAACAACUAUCAACCGCAGUACUCCCCCCAGGGACUCGGUUCCGUUAGUUACAAUCCUUUCAAACCGUACCAGAAUCAUUACUCCCGGCAACCGGAACCGAACUUUGCUGCCCCUUACGGCAACUACUACCGGGACGGAUCGGACCUGAAGGGAGGCAGUGUGAAAUUUGGCGAUGAGCAGGCCUACCAGGACUAUUCCGAGUAUCGUAGCAACGACAAAGAUAUUAAGGCACAAAAUUGAAUUGGAAAUGGAAAAUUCCAAUCGUUUCCAUAGGAGGGAAAGUUUUUUAGAAGCUGUAAAAAUUAGUGUAGCGUGAAUGAAUGCGUGGGAUUCUUGUUACCACUUUUGAUUGCAUUGAGAUUUUUUAUUGUGCGAGUAUGUCGGUUUUUUGUUGAUCUACCGUAGAACCAGUGAUAGUGUAAAUAUUUAUAUUAGAAAAUUAAUUAAAAAUUUGCCCACAUUA
Molecule: messenger RNA, 1904 nt
Organism: Topomyia yanbarensis
Lineage: Eukaryota; Metazoa; Arthropoda; Insecta; Diptera; Culicidae
Gene: Osi2
Exons: 3
Coding region: 584-1681 (365 amino acids)
Source: RefSeq, a predicted model, not a curated record